This is a messenger RNA of Dipodomys spectabilis (banner-tailed kangaroo rat), 452 nucleotides long. Its product is annotated as TRAF family member-associated NF-kappa-B activator-like. Bases 93 to 452 code for a protein of 119 amino acids. The record is from RefSeq and is a predicted model, not a curated record. Lineage: Eukaryota; Metazoa; Chordata; Mammalia; Rodentia; Heteromyidae. The transcript has a single exon. Gene Ontology annotation, biological process: canonical NF-kappaB signal transduction.
GCCGGCGACCUGUGGCAUGAGCGCACGGCGGAAGCCCUGAACUACCUGCCAUUUGCUCUGUCCUUUAUAGUGAUGGUACAGGAAAAAGAGGAAUGGAUAAAAACAUUGGUGAGCAACUCAAUAAAGCAUAUGAGGCCUUCCGACAGGCAUGCAUGGAUAGAGAUUCUGCAGUAAAGGAAUUACAGCAAAAGACUGAGAACUAUGAACAGAGAAUACGUGAGCAACAGGAACCGGUGUCACUUCAACAAAUGAUUAUUGACAAGCUAAAAUCACAGUUACUUCUUGUGAAUUCAAGACGAGAUAACAAUUACAGUCAUGUUCCCUUGCUUGAAGACGGUGAAACAAACAAGAAUAAUUUGACUCCUGAUCAUCCACAUGAUAAAAUGAAACCAGGAAUGUCAAAAGACAAAGAAUCAAAGGUAGACUUACUUUCAAAUUUAUUUUCUAAAUAA